Messenger RNA from Hevea brasiliensis (rubber tree), 664 nucleotides. RefSeq names its product ATP synthase protein MI25-like. The record is from RefSeq and is a predicted model, not a curated record. Gene Ontology annotation, biological process: proton motive force-driven ATP synthesis. NCBI's taxonomy places the organism in Eukaryota, Viridiplantae, Streptophyta, Magnoliopsida, Malpighiales, Euphorbiaceae. The transcript is spliced from 2 exons. Bases 1 to 609 code for a protein of 202 amino acids. Gene Ontology annotation, molecular function: proton transmembrane transporter activity.
AUGAGAUUGAGUUCCACGAAUAUGCAGGCUAGAAAGAUGUUAUUUGCUGCUAUUCUAUCUAUUUGUGCAUUAAGUUCGAAGAAGAUCUCAAUCUGUAAUGAAGAAAUGAUAGUAGCUCGUUGUUUUAUAGGCUUUAUCAUAUUCAGUCGGAAGAGUUUAGGUAAGACUUUCAAAGUGACUCUCGAUGGGAGAAUCCAGGCUAUUCAGGAAGAAUCGCAGCAAUUCCCCAAUCCUAACGAAGUAGUUCCUCCGGAAUCCAAUGAACAACAACGAUUACUUAGGAUCAGCUUGGGUGUUACAUUGCGAAUUUGUGGCACCGUAGUAGAAUCAUUACCAAUGGCACGCUGUGCGCCUAAGUGCGAAAAGACAGUGCAAGCUUUGUUAUGCCGAAACCUAAAUGUUAAGUCAGCAACACUUUCAAAUGCCACUUCUUCCCGUCGCAUCCGUCUUCAGGACGAUCUAGUCACAGGUUUUCACUUCUCAGUGAGUGAAAGAUUUGUCCCCGGGUGUACAUUGAAAGCUUCUAUAGUAGAACUCAUUCGAGAGGGCUUGGUGGUCUUAAGAAUGGUUCGGGUGGGGGGUUCUCUUAAGAAUAAAGAAGAUGAAUAGAAUCUAAUUCAUGUUCAUGCUAACAGAAGAGCGGAUCCAAUACCAAGACGACUUC